AUGUCAUCGUCCGUGUCCGAGCGAACACCACUUCUUCGCUCUAAUUCGGCAAACCACCGGGACCGCUCACAUUCAAUUACAGAAGAUGCGAUCACGACCGCAGAGGCAGCGCAACAAGGCGAGGGCGCUGCGCCCCAGUUCCCAACAUCAGGAGAGAGCAGAUGCGCUUUACAUGCUCAAUCGGUCGACGUCAACGACGACGAGACUACCAUCGCGCAUGCGACGAAAAGCCUAGUCAAAUUCCAGAAGAAUGGGAAGCUUGAGGGCGUCGGGGUGUGGAAAUUUAGACUUGUGUUUGGUGGUAUUCUGCUUGGGUAUUUUGUUGCCAUGUUUGACUCCACUUUAAUGGCAUCAAGUCAUCCAGUCAUCACAUCGUACUUCCAUGCAUCAAACUCAGCGUCCUGGUUGUCGACAGCCUUCUUGCUUACAUCAACCUCGCUCCAACCGCUAAUGGGUCGGCUGUCAGAUACCCUUGGUCGUCGACCAUUGUAUCUGGCUGGUCUUGUUGUCCUUGCAGCCACGACCGCAUGGUGUGCUCUUGCACAAACUGUUGGUAGCUUCAUCGCGGCGCGAGCUUUCUGCGGCAUCGGCGCAGCCGGGGUGCUGUCGAUGGGUAACAUCAUGACCAAUGAUCUAGUCAGUAUCGAAGUACGAGGCACCUACCAGGCCUACAUCAACCUCUUCUACGGAGGGGGUUCCGCUUGCGGGGCGGCUUUUGGUGGCUUUCUAUGUGACAAACUAGGAUGGCGGAUGACCUUUGCUAUACAGAUCCCCGUCCUAAUCAUACUCUUGAUCAAUGCUAUAUUCACGACGCCUGCUUCGCUUGGUCCAAACCUGGCCAAGCGCUACGGCUUAGGUCUAAGAGAUGGUCUAAAGGGAUUCGACGUCGCCGGAUCCGUGCUUUUAACGGUAUCCGUCGCAUUCCUCAUUCUAGGAUUGAACCUUGGUGGCAACAUAUACCCGUGGAAGCAUUGGAUUGUUAUCACUUCGCUCGUGAUAGCGACGGUAACCGGCACCAUGCUUGUCAAAGUUGAGUCAGGAGCUGUCCGACCGGUCAUGCCUCUGCCCAUGUUGUUCAGCAGACCGCGAGGCAACCUUGUCUUUAACAACUUCUUCGCUCAGGUGGGGAUGAACACCAUCUUAUUCAACGCACCACUGUACUUCCAAGCAGUUGAACUCGAGACAGCGUCAAUUUCCGGAUUCCGCCUUGCUGGUCCUUCUGUCGCCCUCACUAUCUGCGGCGUCUCUGCAGGCUUCAUCAUGACCGCGACCGGACGCAUGAAAUGGCUCAUCGUUGUUGGCUCCCUUUCCAUGCUGUUGGGCGCUGUAUGCCUUUCCGCAAUGUGGGACGGGAUACCGAAGUGGCUUGCCACGAUCUUCCUAGUUCCGUCUAGUAUCGGUCAAGGUCUUAGCUUCCCUGCAACGAGCCUUGCAGUCCUUGCAACAAGCACACAGGAGGAUCAGGCAGUCAUGACCAGCACACUCAUUUUGUGGCGCAGUUUGGGCAUUGUAAUGGGUGUCUCGCUGAGUAGCCUCAUCCUCCAGAACGCCUUGACAUUGCACCUAGAAACCUUAGUCACCGGUCACAACAAGGCUAAGAUUAUACAACACGUUCGUAGAUCGGUCCGCAGCAUCAUUGACCUCGAUCCGGAGCAUCAGAGUCAAGGUUCGUAA
Molecule: messenger RNA, 1674 nt
Organism: Alternaria atra
Lineage: Eukaryota; Fungi; Ascomycota; Dothideomycetes; Pleosporales; Pleosporaceae
Exons: 3
Coding region: 1-1674 (557 amino acids)
Biological process (GO): transmembrane transport; basic amino acid transport
Cellular component (GO): fungal-type vacuole membrane
Molecular function (GO): basic amino acid transmembrane transporter activity
Source: RefSeq, a predicted model, not a curated record